AUGGAUAAUAUGGUCGAAAAGGGAGUUGUUGACUUCAGUGACAUCGAGGUUGAGAAGGAAAAUGUGUUACCGUUAAGGAAGGGUAGAUCUGCCAAACGGUUAGUGAAUGUUUUGAAACAGCGAGAUUCUGAAUUAGAAGUUACUCGAGCUAGUUUUGAAAGGAGGUUAGAAACUGAGUUAUCCACACUCGAUGACCCCUUAUGUCUGUUCUUGGAAUACAUGGAUUGGCUACAUAUUGCAUACCCGCAAGGGGGAAACUCCAAGGGAAGCAAUAUGUUACAUGUCAUGGAACGAUGUCUCAUGCAUUGUAAGGCUUUGGAAUGUUAUACCAACGAUCCCAGAUACUUAACGCUUUGGCUGAAUUACAUAGAGCUGUUUUAUCGUGACAGUUAUUAUGAAUCAAAGGAUAUUUUCGUGUUUCUGUACAGAAAUAAAAUUGGUGGACAACUUUCGAUGUUUUACGAGGAGUUUUCCAACCUCUUAUGUGAAAUGAAUCGCUAUAACGAAGCCUGUUAUAUCUUAAAUGAUGGUAUACAAAGAGGAGCUGCCCCUACAGAUCGUUUGAGAUCAAAAUUUAACGAAACGAAACUUCAACUAGAUGAAUCAACUAUUUCACUUCCAAAUAACCACUUAAAUAUUUUCGAAGACAGCGGUCAACCAACCAUUUUAAACCGCAAUAGAAAUGAUAUACUGAAUGCUAGUAAUAUGAAAAUACGGCAUUCACAGUCAACAACUGUUGAAACUCCUAUCUACAAGGAUAAUCAAGAAUUUACUUUAACAAAUUCAAUUCACCUGGAUGCACAGGCAAAUUUCGAGUUGAAAGCUUCAAGAAACAAAGAAAAUAAAAGAUCUGUAGGUGUGUUGAAACCGGAAAGCAAUGUGGGGACUAUCCCCCAAUUUGAUGACGAAGGGCCUGUAACCACCAGUAAAACAAAAUUCAUAUUUAACGAUGACCUAGGGAGAAAUGGACCCAUUUAUUACAUUAAUACAAUCGUGGGACAAAAAUCGGAAAAGAUCGAUUGUAACAUUAAAUUGUUACAUGCAAAAACCAAUGAAGAAUAUUCAGUAGAACAAUUACUGGCACUUUCUAGAAAUGUCUAUAAAAAAUCCUUGAAACGGUCAAAUGAAUCUGACUUGGCACCUAUAAAGCGCUCAAGGAUCAAUCAUAUUUGA
Messenger RNA from Kazachstania africana CBS 2517, 1173 nucleotides. It is a transcript of the gene MAD3, whose product is annotated as Mad3p. The record is from RefSeq and is a predicted model, not a curated record. Gene Ontology annotation, biological process: mitotic spindle assembly checkpoint signaling; meiotic sister chromatid cohesion, centromeric. Lineage: Eukaryota; Fungi; Ascomycota; Saccharomycetes; Saccharomycetales; Saccharomycetaceae. The transcript has a single exon. Bases 1 to 1173 code for a protein of 390 amino acids. Gene Ontology annotation, molecular function: protein kinase activity.